This is a messenger RNA of Microtus oregoni (creeping vole), 4105 nucleotides long. It is a transcript of the gene Ift22, whose product is annotated as intraflagellar transport 22. NCBI's taxonomy places the organism in Eukaryota, Metazoa, Chordata, Mammalia, Rodentia, Cricetidae. Gene Ontology annotation, molecular function: GTPase activity. The record is from RefSeq and is a predicted model, not a curated record. The coding region runs from base 120 to 677 and encodes 185 amino acids. The transcript has 5 exons. Gene Ontology annotation, biological process: intracellular protein transport. Gene Ontology annotation, cellular component: endomembrane system.
UCCCCCGGUCGCCGUGGAAACCGAUCAGCCAAUCGGAGCGUGUAGCCCUUCUGGCUGACGCGGCGGGAUCCAGCGUGCUUUGGCGGUGGGCUUCCGCGGGUUCUCGAUAACGGACAGCGAUGCUGAAGGCCAAGAUUCUCUUCGUGGGGCCCUGCGAGAGUGGCAAAACAGUGUUGGCCAACUUUCUGACCGAAUCUUCAGACAUCACUGAAUACAACCCAACCCAAGGUGUGAGGAUUCUAGAGUUUGAGAACCCACAUGUCACCAGCAACAACAAAGGCACAGGCUGUGAAUUUGAGCUCUGGGACUGCGGUGGCGACUCAAAGUUUGAGUCCUGCUGGCCAGCCCUGAUGAAGGAUGCCCAUGGAGUGGUGAUUGUCUUCAAUGCUGAUAUCCCAAGCCACCUAAAGGAAAUCGAAAUGUGGUAUUCUUGCUUUGUCCAGCAGCAGUUCCUCCAAGACAGUCACUGCAUGCUCGUGGCCCACCACAAACCAGGUUCUGGAGGUGACAAGGGCAGCCUGGCUUUGUCUCCCCCCCUGAACAAGCUGAAGCUGGUGCACUCAAACCUGGAGGAAGACCCCGAGGAGGUCCGAGUGGAAUUCAUCAAGUAUUUAAAAAGCAUCAUCAACUCCAUGUCAGAGAGCAGAGACCGCGAGGAGAUGCUCAUCAUCACCUAGUGCCCUGUGCCACCACCUCCCAGACGAUGCUGACUUCCCCAGGCAGAGCUGACACCCCACCCAGCUGCUGACAUGCCCUUCUCCCUGUGGCUAUAGACGCAUUCCUUAUCUGCUAGAAGGUGCCAGUAAGAGUCAGGCAUGGUGGCACAGGCCUGUGAUCCCAGCUCGUGGGAGGCUGAGGUAAGAGGGCUGAGAAUUCAAGGCCAGCCUGGGCUAUAGAUGAAGCCCUUAUUGCAACCCCUCUCCAGAAACAAGAAGCUACCCUGCCUCUCUGUCUCGGCUGUCACACCAUAAACACAUCCUUCCAGCAACCUUCUUGGUGCUGUUUUCAGGUUGAGCUGUUUGUUGGUGGUUAAGGGAAUGAAAUGGCUGGGAGCGGAGAGAUGAUGUGAUCUCUGAUGUCCCUGAGAGCAAAAAGGAUGUGGUGUUUCUUACAGAGAACCCAGCUAGAGCUGCUGCUUCCGGACUUGACAGCAGUGCUGUGUGCUAUAAAGGAAUCAACAGCAGGGACCAGUGAGAUGGCUCAGUGGAUGAGUGCGCUUGCCGCCAAGCCUUACAACCUGAGUUCAAUCCCCAGAUCCCACUUCAAGGUGGAAGGAGAGCUCCGCCCCAUUCAACCCCCCCACACACACACAAAAACACACACACAACACAAUCGCACUAUAUAGAACUUUAAAAAGGAAUGGGCUGGAAACACGGGUUGGUGGUUAGGAGCACUGUUGCUAGUGCUGAGGACCUGAGUUCGGAUCCCACAUUGGGCAGCUUUGCCUGUAACUCUAGCUCCAGGAGAUCCAGCCUUUUUCUGGUCCCCAUGGGCACACACACACACACACACACACACACACACAGCAUACACUCUCUCACACACACACACUCACACAGACUGUGUUAGCUACUUUUCCACCGCUGUGAUAACACACCAUGACCAGGGCAAUUCUAAGAAGAGUUUAUGUGGGCUUUCAGGUUCCAGAGAGAUAGUAGUCCGUCAAGACAGGGAGGCGUGGCAGCAGGGACAGGAAACGGAGGCUCAUAUCGAACUGUAGACAUACAUCAGAGAGAGCAGACAGUGAGUGGGCCCCCAAACCCACCUCUAGAGACGUAGUUCCUCAAGCAAAGCCACACCCCCUAGAACUCCCAAACAGUGCCACCAACUAGGAGGCAAGUAUUCAAAUGCCCAAGGCUAUGAGGGACAUCUCUUUCAGAACACCACACAAACACAAAUAUACACAAAUAAGUCUUUUUUUAAGGGAAGGGCUCAGCAAAGGACUGGGCCAGUUGUGUGGCUUCACAGUAGGACAUGUGCUUGAGUCCCCCAGCGAGGGACUGGGGGUGUGGGUUAGAAAUGGAUCACUGUUUAGCUUGUAGGAGACCUUCAGUUCCAUUUCUAGAAAAAGAAAAAAAAUCAACAAUACAAAGUGUCUUUUUAAAGAAAUACAAGGGGUUAGGGAGAUGGCUCAGUUGGUAGAGCGCUUGACUUGCAAGCAUGAGGACCCAAGUUCAAUCCCCUAACCAAGUGUAAAGAUGCUGGGCAUUGUGGCAUGUACUGGGGAGCCAGAGACACAGAUACUGGGCACUGCUGGCCAGCCAGCCUAUUCUGUUCUGUCAGCUUCAAGCCCAUGAGAGAUCCUGUCUCAAAUAUAAGGUGUGGGCUGAGUGAUCAAUCCACUUGCCACAUGAGCAGGUGAUGAGGACUGGAUUUAGAGUCUCGGAACUCAUCAAAGUCAGGCAAGUGUGACCACUUGCUGUAAUCCCAGUACAGGAGAAGCAAAGACAGGACCCCCCCAAGGCAAAUUGGCUGACUGGACAAGCUGGGAUCAGCCAACUUUGGGUUCAGUUCAAGACCCCGACUUAGUAAGAAAAGUGGAUCAAGGAAGAUAUCUUUCAUCACCUUUGGGCUCUGAUGGCGCACACGCUCAUACACACACACACACACACACACACACACACACACACACUGAGGCAUGUACAUAGAAAGUAGAAGCAGGAGAAGAAUCGGGACUUCGAGGCUAACCUGGGCUACACGAGACUGGAUCCUUUCUAAGCAAGCAGACGCCAUGUGCAUGAAAUAGAUCACUGGUGAGAGUGUGACAGGCUAGCAGGAUUGGGUCCCAGCGUUCACCACGGUCACCAUUCUGGGUAACUUGAAGGAACGUUGCUCAUGUCGACAAGAAAAGGCUGGUGAGAUGGCCCAGCAGGUGAUGGCGUGUGCUGCCAAGCCUCGUGACCCGAACUUGAUCUGCAGAACCCAUGUGGUGGCAGGAAAGAGCCAACUCCUCAAACUGUCCUCUGACCUCCACACGCACACCCCGCAGCACGCUCGCAAGUGUCCUCGGGCACACACACGGUCACAGAAAAUAAAAAAGUAUGAUUCUUGCCUUGAUCUCUUCUCAUUUUAAGGCUCCACUCUCAACACUAGAGGUCAGAAGUUCAAAACUGAUACCUACUGGGUACAAGUCAAGCCGCACCCCCCCCCAACCCCCGUCAUAAUCACUCUCGAUGAUUUCAGAGAAUUAUUGUUUGUUUGCUUUAGUUGUUUGGGGGCCUGACUUUGGGACAACUCUCUGUGUAGCCCUGGGUGGCCUGGAACUCACUCUUUAGACCAGGCUUGUCAUGAACUCACAGAUAACUUCUGCCUCCCUAGUGCUGGGAUUAAGGGCAUCCACCAUCACUAAGGCUGCUGCUGGCUGCUGCUGGCUUCUAGUGGCUGCCCGCAUUCCUGUCUGUGGCCCUAUCCCCCCUGUAGUCCAAGGAGACCCAGCAAGACAGACAGGGAUAGGGUUGGAUCCCAGACCUCUGCUCUUCCCUCCCUCCAACGAGCCUGGAUUUUUAAGUGUCGCCCUCAGGGACCAGAACUAGUAAAGCAAUAGUCACCACAGUGCUGUCGUUUGAACUGUAUGAAGCUUUUUCUUUGGGGCCACCAACCAGCUCCCAAAUCAAGCCGCGGAGACUUAGUAGUUAUGAACGCUUGGCCUUAUCUUAGCUCUCAUUUCUUGCUAGCAUCUACGUUUUUGCCUCAGGGCUUUUUACCUUACUUUUUUUUUUUCUAAGACAGGAUUUCUCUGUACAGUUUUGGAGCCAGUCCUGGAACUCGCUCUGUAGACCAGGCUGGCCUCAAACUCAGAGAUCGCCUGCCUCUGCCUCCCAAGUGCUGGGAUUAAAGGUGUGCGCCACCCCCACCACCUAACCAUCUUACCGUUUUUUCCUUCUGUGUAUCUUUCUUUUACUGUUUCUCGUACCUGGUUGGCUAGCCGCUGCCUGGCUUCUGGCCCAGGGUGUGUCCCUCUCUUUCUUUUCUCUCUUCUCUCUCGAGCCUAGAUUUCUGUUUCUACUUAUUCUCCCUGCCCACCAGCCCUGCCUAUCCCUCUCCUGCCUAGCUAUUGGCCAUUCAGAUUUUUAUUAGAACAAUUAGGUGCCUUGGGCAGGCAAGA